Molecule: messenger RNA, 900 nt
Organism: Leptinotarsa decemlineata (Colorado potato beetle)
Lineage: Eukaryota; Metazoa; Arthropoda; Insecta; Coleoptera; Chrysomelidae
Gene: Arv1
Product: ACAT-related protein required for viability 1
Biological process (GO): intracellular sterol transport; regulation of plasma membrane sterol distribution; sterol metabolic process
Cellular component (GO): Golgi apparatus; cortical endoplasmic reticulum
Source: RefSeq, a predicted model, not a curated record
CUAUGCCUAGAUCAACGAUACCGUGACCGUAUCCGAGAGACCGAGAACCGAGAAUACCUAUCGGACCGUAUCAAAAGAAAUUGUGUCUCGUUAGAAUAUGUAAAUAAUGGAAAAUGGAGAAAUUAUCAAUAAAAAAUAUGCAUGUAUUAAUUGUGGAAACUACGUGAAAUCUCUUUAUAAAAAAUAUAGUGCAAAUGUACUGAAAUUAACAGAAUGUGAUUACUGUAGAAAUGUAGCUGACAAAUAUGUAGAAUAUGAUACGGUUAUUAUUAUCAUAGAUUUGAUUUUGCUUAGGAUCAUCGCUUACAGGCACUUUUUAUUUAAUUUUAAAUUUAAGAGCUACUGGAAAUUAUCUCUAGUAUUAUUAAUUAUAGAAACCUAUUCAAACUGGAUAGUUACAAAAAAAGGAACAUCCAAAUUUGAAGUGAAUGAUACUAAACCAUAUUUGCAAGAAACGUAUAUAUAUCUUGAUGACUUUAGAUUUUAUAAAAUGAGUUUGAUACUUGCAAUAGGAACAGCAAGUUUUAUAAUUCUUACGUAUUUUCUAACCAAGGUUCAUACAUAUUUCUAUGCCAGAGAACAUAUUGGAUUCACUUCAGUAUUUAAAGCUAUUACACUCUCUAGUUGUGGAAUGUUUUUACUGCUCCCAUCAUUAAUAUGGGAUAUAAGUGUUCAUGAAUAUCAUAUGAUAUUUAUAUCACUUUAUACCACCCUCUCUCAGUUAAUAGCUCAUAGAGCGCUUUGCGGCUGUGAAAAAAUGUGGAGUAUAAUCAUAAUAUUUUCAUCAUAUAUUCUUAAGACAUAUGUAACAGAAUACUUUGGAUCGUAUCAACUACUUUCUAUGAUUAAAAUUAUAUGACUGAUAUGACAAUGAAUUGACAUUAAAUUGCAUAUUUCAAA